AUGUCAACAGAUCUCGCGAUUGUGACUACGGUCAGCUCCGACUCUGUCAGCCGGCUCUUCGGCCCCGCUGGUGCAAUGGACUUUCGGUCCAACCCGGGCAUGAAGAGCGAGUUCGAGGAUCCAAAGGCGAUCUUCAACAAGAUGAAGCAGAAGGAUGUGAAACCACUCUCCGACAUUAGCGUGUUGAAGAGAACCAUCUACAACUACAAGAAUCGCCGCAUCAUCACACGCUGGCUUCGCGACGUCUGUGGCGCGUUCAAUUUGCGAAGCACCACCCUGUGUCUCGCUGUUCAGCUUGCUGACUCAUACAUUGUCGGCAACCUGCACCAGCUCGAGUUGCAGAAGUGCCAGUUGGCGGCUGUUACAGCCCUGUGGAUUGCAGCCAAGUUUGAGGAGAUGGAUGCAGACUUGCCUAGUCUGCGCAAGAUAGUCGAUGUCUGCGACGGGGCCUACACUAAGGAGCACGUUCUGGCCAUGGAGGAGUCCAUCCUCGGCUUCUACAAGUGGUACCUGCCCCACAUAACGGUGGUAAACCACGUCUAUCUGCAGCUGCAUCUCAUCGGCGACCCCGCACUGAUUGACUCGCAGCCGCAGGAGGAGGUGCCACCGGCUAUCUCGGUCGAACUGCUCGUACUGAACGCCGACGAGGGUCGCACCUGGGUCAGCCUUAUUCUGGAGUCUCACCAGACUCUCCAAGAUUGCCUUGAUCAGCUAUUCUCCGCCUCAAACAUGCUGUACAGCACCUUAGCGGCCGUUUUUCAACUAUUUGGCAGUUGCUUCCUACUGGCGGAGCGCUUGCCACUCACAACAGUGGUUGGGAAUCUCCCAUUGGAUGGCAAAGGCUGUCGUCGCCUCUUUCUGUGCUCCUUGAGCAGCCAGGUCACCUCGACGUUUGCAGAGCGUGGCUCGUAUGUCAUCCUGCGCUCCAUUAACUCGAACCUUCUAGACUUAUGCGACAUCCUCACCCAGGAGGUGGUGACACACGUGGAGUUCCUUCGCUUGUACAGCUAUGUGACCGCCUUUGGCGUAGUGGGACUCGCGCUGUGUCUUGUGUCCCCGGACAAGGACGAGAACAGGCGUCUCCUGCAGCACGUACACAAAAAGCUGGACAUCUCCGCGACGCAGGGUUUGGCUGUCGCAGACUUGCUCACCUCCAAGUAUAAGGAAGCGCUGCCGACCAUCCGGGAGAGCAAAAGUCUGCCGCACCCUUCUGAGAAUUUCCGUGACACGCUGUGCUACUGCUUUGAUCGCAGACUGUCCUAG
Molecule: messenger RNA, 1263 nt
Organism: Leishmania braziliensis MHOM/BR/75/M2904
Lineage: Eukaryota; Euglenozoa; Kinetoplastea; Trypanosomatida; Trypanosomatidae
Product: putative mitotic cyclin
Exons: 1
Coding region: 1-1263 (420 amino acids)
Biological process (GO): mitotic cell cycle phase transition; regulation of cyclin-dependent protein serine/threonine kinase activity
Cellular component (GO): nucleus; cytoplasm; cyclin-dependent protein kinase holoenzyme complex
Molecular function (GO): cyclin-dependent protein serine/threonine kinase regulator activity
Source: RefSeq, a predicted model, not a curated record